Zophobas morio is the source of this 2303-nucleotide messenger RNA. RefSeq names its product protein VAC14 homolog. NCBI's taxonomy places the organism in Eukaryota, Metazoa, Arthropoda, Insecta, Coleoptera, Tenebrionidae. The record is from RefSeq and is a predicted model, not a curated record. The coding region runs from base 93 to 2243 and encodes 716 amino acids. The transcript has 13 exons. Gene Ontology annotation, cellular component: endosome membrane; PAS complex. Gene Ontology annotation, biological process: phosphatidylinositol biosynthetic process.
CAAAUGUCAUUAGUGUCAAAAUGACCAGAAAGUGAGGUUAGAUGUGAGCCCCCUUUGUCAAUUUUGAAUAAGUUCUAAAAAUACAAGUGGCAAUGUCUGAAAAAGACUAUGCCCCACUGAGUACAGCAUGUGUACGUGCUCUUCACGACAAAUUAUAUGAAAAACGAAAAACUGCAGCCUUAGAAAUUGAGAAAAUGGUAAAAGAAUUUGCUGCAAUAAAUAACACAAGUCAAAUAAAAAGAUUGUUAAAAGUAUUAGGUCAAGACUUUGCUCUCUCACAGAAUCCACAUGCUCGAAAGGGCGGACUUAUAGGAUUAGCAGCCACAGCUAUUGCUUUAGGAAAAGAUACAAGUAACUACACUGAUGAGUUGAUCAAGCCAAUUUUGGGGUGUUUAUCUGAUCAAGAUUUAAGGGUACGUUACUAUGCAUGUGAAUCUUUAUAUAAUGUUGUUAAAGUAUCAAGAGGAGCAGUAUUACCACAUUUCUCUGCGAUUUUCAACGCUUUGAGUAAAAUAGCAACUGAUCCUGAUCAACAUGUGAAAAAUGCGUCUGAAUUGUUGGACAGAUUACUAAAAGAUAUUGUGACAGAAAGUACAUGUUUUGAUCUGGAAGGAUUUAUGCCAUUGUUAAGAGAACGAAUUUACACUAAAGUCACAUUUGCCCGUCAAUUUGUGAUUUCAUGGAUUUCAGUCUUAGACAUGGUCCCAGACAUCGAUUUAUUAUUUUAUUUGCCCGAGAUUUUGGACGGGUUAUUUAGAAUUUUAGCGGAUACUAACUUGGAGGUCAAGAAAAUGUGUGAAACCACUCUCAGUGAGUUUUUGAGAAAUAUCAAAAGUGAUCCAUCCAAAGUGAAUUUUCCGGCCAUGAUCAACAUUCUCAUAAAUCACGCCCAAGAAAAAAACGACGACUUAGUCCAAUUUAUAGCAAUUACAUGGAUUAAGGAAUUUGUACAGUUGUCGGGUCCAGCAAUGUUGCCCUACAUGUCAGGAAUUUUCACUGCUGUGCUGCCAUGCUUAGCAUAUGACACGGACGCACGGAGAAUGACAGACAUAAAGGAAACAGCCACUGCAGUUAAUUUCACGCUGAUGAAACUGAUAGCGGUACACGGUGAAGAGAAUAAUGUGCGUGUAAAUAGUUCAGGAGAAGAAACUAUCAGUAAGUUAGAUUUACCGUCAGUCGUAGACGUUCUCACGCAGUAUAUCAUGCAUAACUCCAUACAAACCAAAGUAGCAGUAUUAAAGUGGAUACACGAUUUAUAUACUAAGUUACCAGAAGAAAUGGUUAAUCACAUAGAUGUUCUUUUCCCAGCAUUGCAACGUACUUUAGCUGAUGAAGCAGAUCAAGUAGUACAACAGUGUCUAGUCGUUAUUGCGGAAGUUAUUUCAUCGCCAGUUACUAAAACUAGUCCUGUGAAUAGUGAAGGGGCAGUGGUGAAACACUUAGGAUGUGAGACGAAUCCGUACUAUAACAAAUUUUUGAUAAGUCUGCUGCAAUCAUUCAGUACAGAGAAGAGAUUGUUGGACGAACGGGGCUCUUUUAUAAUCAGACAACUUUGUGUAUUACUUAAUGCCGAAGAUAUUUAUAGAAAUUUAGCGCACAUAUUACUUAACGAACCAAAUUUAAAAUUCGCCAGACUUAUGGUUGAACAUCUGAAUAUGAUCUUGUUGACUUCAUCCGAAUUAUUUGAAAUGAGGAGUCGAUUGAAAGAAUUAAGUACCGAGGAAAGCCGUUCUUUGUUUUGUUGCUUAUAUGAAACGUGGUCGUACAACCCUGUUGCUACAGUCGCCUUGUGUUUAUUGACACAAAGUUAUGGCCAUGUAUGUGACUUAAUUAGGUUAUUUGGAAAUUUGGAAGUUACAGUUGACUUUUUGAUGGAGAUUGAUAAAUUGGUACAACUUAUAGAAUCUCCAAUUUUCGCAUAUUUAAGGCUAGAGUUACUACAAGUUCCAUGUGAUAAAAAUCUUAUACGAGCGUUGUAUGGUUUAUUAAUGUUACUACCACAAACCGAUGCCUUUCAAACUUUAAGAGUAAGACUAAGUUGUAUUCCAAGUUUGCAUCUACAUUGUGAUGAAAAGGGUGCAAUAAAAGAAAACCCAAGACCAACGCAUACGAAAAACAUAGACUUUGACAAAUUGUUGCAACAUUUUAUUGAAGUACAAGAAAAAUACAAAGAAUAUAAAAAGAUGACGCGCUUAAAGGAUAUCACUUAUGCCGACAAAGAACUCAGCAACUUAGAAAUAUAAAUAUUAUUAUCCAAAGUAUUAAUUAACCUGACUAUUGUAAUACAUUCCUGUUGAGCCAAA